This is a messenger RNA of Vitrella brassicaformis, 2001 nucleotides long. Lineage: Eukaryota; Vitrellaceae. The record is from the annotation of a GenBank genome assembly.
AUCUCUCAGGGAGGGCCAAUGGCGCAUCCCCCCCACUCCUACCACGUGUCCUUCUCGCCGGCGUUCGGCCAGACGAGCCACGAGCUGGUGCUGCUGGAGCUGACAGACGACAUCCAGAGGAGCCUCGAGGAGGGCAGGGACGUCUUCAUCAAGGGCGACCCUGCGGCUGAUGGCGAUGCCGUCCUCUGCACUGACGACAAGACCUACGAGCUGCGCAUCAACGAGACCUCCAACCCCAAAUUCCUCGCCGUCCCCUGUGAGCCACCCCCCGGCCCGAUCCCUCCCACCGUGCCCCAGGCCGACUGCACUGAGACACUCCCCAUGGCCAGCGGCACCACCCCGAUGGACGUAGACCCGCCUCAGGGCGCCGCGGCUGCAGCUGCAGGGGCUGAGGAGGCGCAGAAGGGCGAUGGUGAUGGUGGCGUGGAGGAGCGGGGCCUGAUCAUCAUGUCGAAGUGCCUGUCGGAGAUCUCGCCCAUCCCGACGGUCCCUCGCGUGACGCAAGUAGGAAGGGUGCUGCAGCAGAUCAAGUUGCAGGGGCAGCAGCUGGACGAGGGUGACCAGGAGGGCCGUGCUCGUCUCCGACGGCGCAGCACGACGGCAGCGCUGGCGUAUGACGUGCAGGCGUCGCGGAGUCAGCUGGAGGCCUACCUGGCGGCGCAGAACAACUUGGUGGAGAUCGAGGGUGAGUGGCGUGUCAUCGAUGAGGACCACGUGUACAGCACCAUCGACCUGACACUCAGCCAUGUGACCGCGGGGCGGUUCCCGGCCGAUGCCAUCCCUCUUCACGACCUGUGUGACGCCCUCAAAGACACCGAUGACGACACACAAGGGGCCGACAAGGGUACCCGGCCGCACACUAGCAUACGACAGCACAAAUAUGAAUGCGCCACGUGCUUGUGCUUUCCUUUCCCUGUGCAGGUCAGUUUGACACAUCGCCGGAGGUCGUGCACAAGAUCCUGACGCCCUACCUGAUCCCUCCCCCCCUCCUCCAGCCCCCCUCCAGCAACCCCACACUGGCCCUCGACCGCACCCAGGUGCAGCGCUUCAUCGGCCUGAACGUCCUCUACACCAACAAGAAGUCAGGCGAGGAGCACCUGACCACAGAGGCCUUCAAGCAGCGUUGGAGGCAGAAGAUGGGGCCGUGGACCAACGAGCAGCAGCAGGAGGGUGCUUCGCGUGGAGGGGGAGGUGGGGUGGCGACGAGCCCGUCGGGGUGGAGUCAGGGUCGCAGUAGCGGUAGCAUAGAGCGUGAUGGAGCGGAUUGGGAGGGACUGCCGAUCGAUCUGCUGAGCGGGCAGUAUUACCUGCUGUUCGAGGAGCAGCAGCUGCCGGUGGUGGUCUACAUGGACGAGAAAGCCCUAGCCAUCGACCCCAAACAGCGACUCCAGGUAGGUAUGAUUGGCUCGCCAAGAGAGGGCGGGACGAUGCGAUGAGGGAGGGGGAAUGUGUACAGGCAAUUGAUUGGUUCAUUCAUUAGUCCCUCCCUGUCUGUCUGUGUGUCUGUGUGUGUGAUGUGCGCUCGUCUUCAGGCGAUGAUAGACGUCAAGUCGGUGUGGACGCGGCGCGAGCUGCAUGGGUACCUGUCGCCCGUCCUUCCGCCGCACACCAAACUCGACUCAUUCAUCAUGGACAACACACGAGUAAGAGGCCAAGAGAGAGCAACGUGCGUGCAACACACCAACACCCCGGCGUCCGUCCCUGCCUCUCCCUCCCUGUGUGUAUAUGUCAGCCGACUGACAUCACGGUUGUGUUGCGUGAGGAGAAGGACGAGGCCGGCAACUCGGUGCAGGAGACGGUGGUGGUCAAGGCCUACACGAGCAAGCUGCUGACCAAGAGGGACAUGGACGCACGCAAGAAGGCCCUCGCCGAGAGCCGCAAGGCACGCGAGCAGGAGUAUCUAUACUCCUGAAUGUGUAGCUAUAGUGGGUGGGGUAGGUGCCUCAUUCACAUAUGAUGUGCAUAGCAUAGCGAGAGAGAGAGAUGCAUCCCAAGUAGGUG